This is a messenger RNA of Tilletiopsis washingtonensis, 1424 nucleotides long. RefSeq lists its product as hypothetical. Gene Ontology annotation, molecular function: DNA-binding transcription factor activity. The transcript has 2 exons. The record is from RefSeq and is a predicted model, not a curated record. Gene Ontology annotation, biological process: regulation of DNA-templated transcription. The coding region runs from base 1 to 1200 and encodes 399 amino acids. Lineage: Eukaryota; Fungi; Basidiomycota; Exobasidiomycetes; Entylomatales.
AUGAGCGCCGCAUCACCCGCCGCAUCGUCGUCCACAUCGUCGGCCGGCUCGCCCGCCUCCAGCUCGUCGCACACCCAGCUGGCCGGCUCGAAGCGCAAGGCGUCCGGCAAGCCCAUCGACCCCGAGCGCGCCGCCCGCCUCGAGGCGCGCCAGGCGCGCAACCGUGCCAGCGCGCAGAUCUCGCGCGACCGCAAGAAGGCCGCACUCGAGGGCCUCGAGAGCGAGCUCGACUCGCUGCGCCGCGACAAUGCCGCGCUGCAGGCCCGCGCCGCCGAGGCACAGCGCCUCGAGACGCGCGUCGCCGCGCUCGAGAACCUUGUGCGCUGCCUGCUGCAGGCCGGCGCACCGCCGCUCGGUUCUGCCUCUCCGCUAGCCGGUCUCGCCGACUCGCUGCUCACUCCGCACGCCAUCGUCGAUCCCGCCGCCACUCUUUCGUCACUCAGCCCAUCAUCACCAGCCGCUCGCCCGCUCGUCUCCGAGCCCACAGCAUCCUCAUCCCUCCUCGCGCAUCCGACAUCGUCGCCGGCGACUCUUUCGACGCACCCCACCCACUCGCUCUUUGCAGCGCACAGCGUGGCGAGCGUGCGAAGCAGCAGCAGUGCACAAGGUGCGCCGGCAGCAGGCGCCGGCUCGGCGAUGGACGAUCCGCAUCCGCGUGCGCCCGCGCUCCGGCGCGGCGCCACGGAGAAAGGAGAUGUGAGCCUGUGCGCUCUCAGCACGGGCGGCGACAGUGGCAAACUCGGUGGCACGAGUGACAUGGACGACGCGCUCAUCGGCGUCGUCCGCGGCAGCGAGGCGCCGUCGACCAUGACGGCGCCCACGGCGGAGAGUAGCAGCAGCAAGGAGAUCAAGACAGCAAGGAGCAGCAGCAGCGGCGGCGCAGAGCUCUUCCCGACGCUCACGGCGCCCUUCCUGCCGCCGCCGAGCACGCACGAGCACGAGGCGCUGGCGCACAGCGAGCGCGAGACGGACGCCUUCCUGGCGCUGCUCGGCCUUGCGCCUGCCUCGCAGGACGGCGAGGCCCACGGCGAGGCGAUGCAGCUCGACAUCCUCGACGUCGACAUCGGCUUCGUCGACGAGCCGGCGUCGCGGCCGUCGCGCGACAGCGGCGCCUUCAUCGACGAGCUGCUCCCGGCAGAGCUCGAGUGGACGGCCUGGGAGCGCCAGGCCCUCGCGCCGCGCGCCAUCACCAGCGCGUAGCGUGCGAGCAGCAGCGUCCUCCUCGUCGUCACCUGUAGAGCAUCGUCCUGUACAUACUGCCUCCUGUCCUGUGCUGUCUCCUACUGUGUCAAUAUACUCUCUCCGCUGUCUCGCUCGUGUGAUGCGUGUGAUAGGCCUGAGUAGAGCAUGGAUUGACGUGAAGCAUGAGCCGCGGGCAGACGUAGACCGUGCGGAUGAGGAGAAAGAAGAGACAGACACGAGCG